AUGGAGAAGCGUGAUUAUGCGGCCGCGGUCGCGGCGCUGAAUACGCUGCAGUCCAACUUUGCAAUUGUCGAUGCAAUUCGCAAAUCUGGACGUGGUAUGAACAAGGCGGCCAUACCUGAGAUGAUCGAAUGGUGCAGCAAGAUCGGCUACAAGCCCUCGGAUUUCGAUAAGAUGAAGCCUGUACACAUUGCUGGAACCAAAGGGAAAGGCUCUACGAGUGCUUUUAUCUCCUCGAUCCUAUCCCAGUACACCUCUCCUAGUGACGCACAGUUACAACCCUCGAAAAUCGGCCUCUAUACAUCCCCGCACCUACGAUUCGUUCGCGAACGCAUACAGAUCGACAACGAGCCGAUAUCUGAGGAGAAGUUUGCAAAGUACUUCUUCGAAAUAUGGGAUAGAUUGGAGGCUGCAGCAAAGGCAGAGAACACACCUGCCAAUGUCCCAACAAAGCCUGUCUACUUCAGGUAUCUCACACUUAUGGCAUUGCACGCGUACCUACACGAAGGUGUCGAUUCUGCGGUCAUAGAAUGCGGUAUCGGUGGAGAGUAUGACAGCACCAACAUCUUGACAAAGCCGACAGUCACUGCAGUGACCAGCUUGGGCAUUGAUCACACCGCUAUGCUCGGAUCUACACUUCCCGAGAUAGCGUGGCACAAAGCUGGGAUCUUCAAACUAGGGAGCAUCGCAUUCUCAGCGCCCCAAAAGGCGGAGGCUAUCAAGGUUCUGCGAGAGCGAGCUGCAGAGAAGGGUGCCGGUCUACACGUGAUUGACCUUCACCCGUCGCUGACCAACGGUAGCGUCAAGCUUGGGCUGUCAGCGGAUUUUCAGAAGAUCAAUGCUUCUGUUGCAAUAGCUGCUGCUGCUGCUCAUCUGCGUGCUUUGGGUCACACGUCAAUACCGGACCCCACAAAGACAACGCACAUUGAACUACCUCCACAAUUCAUCAGGGGUCUCGAACAGGUGCGCUGGUCUGGCCGCUGCGAGACACGGCGAGAAAAGAACGUUGCUUGGCAUAUCGAUGGUGCUCACACGCUUGAAAGUAUCGAAGCUACGGGUCGAUGGUUCACCAAGCAGAUCGCUGCUGCACUUACAGCUACUCCACAACAGUCCAAGGUCCCUCGAGUUCUGAUCUUCAACCAACAGACUCGAGAUGCAGGCGCUCUUGCCAGAGCACUUUACGCGGCGCUGCAGAAUAGCAUAACAUCUGGAUCGACGUCACCUUUCACAAAUGUCAUUUUCACGACCAACCAGACUUUCAAUGAAGGUUACAGACCCGAUCUGGUUUCCAUCAAUACCGACAAACACGAAGUUGAUGUUCUUGCUGUGCAGAGAGCGUUAGCAAAUACUUGGGCUGAGAUCGAUAGUACUGCAGAAGUGCGUGUCUUGAGGACCAUUGAGGAGGCUGUCAGCGCCGCACGAGCGGUAGCACGCGAAUGGGCGAAUGGCACAGACGCAGAAGUGAUGGUCUUGGUCACAGGCAGCCUCCACCUGGUCGGCGGUGCCCUCGAGGUGCUGGAGUCCGGAAAAUCGACUUGA
Molecule: messenger RNA, 1536 nt
Organism: Didymella exigua CBS 183.55
Lineage: Eukaryota; Fungi; Ascomycota; Dothideomycetes; Pleosporales; Didymellaceae
Product: FolC bifunctional protein
Exons: 3
Coding region: 1-1536 (511 amino acids)
Biological process (GO): tetrahydrofolylpolyglutamate biosynthetic process
Cellular component (GO): cytosol; cytoplasm; mitochondrion
Molecular function (GO): ATP binding; tetrahydrofolylpolyglutamate synthase activity
Source: RefSeq, a predicted model, not a curated record